Messenger RNA from Aspergillus aculeatinus CBS 121060, 1236 nucleotides. RefSeq names its product porin. Gene Ontology annotation, biological process: monoatomic anion transmembrane transport. The record is from RefSeq and is a predicted model, not a curated record. Gene Ontology annotation, molecular function: voltage-gated monoatomic anion channel activity. Gene Ontology annotation, cellular component: mitochondrial outer membrane. NCBI's taxonomy places the organism in Eukaryota, Fungi, Ascomycota, Eurotiomycetes, Eurotiales, Aspergillaceae. The transcript is spliced from 4 exons. Bases 319 to 990 code for a protein of 223 amino acids.
UCUACCACGCCAGCGCCGCCAGCCUUGAGGUCAAGUCCAAGGCCCCCAAUGGCGUCACCUUCAACGUGAAGGGCAAGUCUGCCCACGAGGGUCCCAUUGCUGGCUCCCUCGAGGCCAAGUACGUCGACAAGCCCACCGGUAAAGGCCCCAAAUCGCGCAAAAAAAACACGCGAACAUCCCUUGCGCAAACCUCCCGACCCUCCACCUUCCAGAGUGCCCGACAACCGGCUCACGCUUAUGUUUGCGUGUGGCUAUGUCCCGUCUAAGCACCUCUUCGUCUAUCUUAUGUCAAUGAAUACCCAGCAUGCGGUAGUGCUAAUGUUCCGUCCUCGUUCAGGCCUCACCCUCACCCAGGCGUGGACCACUGCCAACGCCCUCGACACCAAGCUCGAGCUCGACAACAACAUCGCCAAGGGCCUCAAGGCUGAGAUCCUCACCCAGUACCAGCCCGCUAAGCAGUCCAAGGGCGCUAAGCUCAACCUCCACUUCAAGCAGCCCAACCUCCACGCCCGUGCUUUCUUCGACCUCCUCAACGGUCCCUCCGCCAACUUCGACGCUGUUCUCGGCCACGAGGGCUUCCUUGUCGGUGCUGAGGGUGGCUACGACGUCCAGAAGGCCGCCAUCACCAAGUACUCCGCUGCCGUCGGCUACAGCGUUCCCCAGUACUCUGCUGCCAUCACCGCUGGCAACAACCUGACCGUCUUCUCUGCCAGCUACUACCACCGCGUCAACGAGCAGGUUGAGGCUGGUGCCAAGGCCACCUGGGACUCCAAGACCGGUAACUCCGUUGGCCUCGAGGUCGCCAGCAAGUACCGCCUUGACCCCUCUUCCUUCGCCAAGGCCAAGAUCAACGACCGUGGUGUUGCCGCUCUCGCCUACAAUGUUCUCCUCCGCCCUGGUGUCACCCUUGGCCUUGGUGCUUCUUUCGAUACCCAGAACCUCAACCAGGCUGCCCACAAGGUUGGCGCCAGCUUCACCUUCGAGGCUUAGAAGAGCUACAUAGUUAGCAUCAGUCCGCACUCAGAGUCUAGCGUUCGAGUUAGCCGGAUACAUUGAUUUUUGGAAGCCUUUAAGAGUAGAAACUUGAUUGCUUUCUUAUGGUCUUUGAAGGGGCUAUUGGUUCGCGCAGGAUUGGUCUUGUGGGUGGGCGUGGGUUCUUAUGGAUGUCUAGUUAAUAAUCAUGUAUCGUAUCUACCGACGAUAAGUGUAUAUCAAGUCUACAUUUCCCUUUGUUCA